UGCAGAGUUGGGAGGUUAGACACAUUAGGAGCGUCCCAGGUUUCUCAGAGGACAGAGCAGAACAACAGCAGGAUUCACCAGGAAAAAGGCUGAAGGGAGGUAGUCGGGAUGGGCUACUUGCCCCCAACCACAAAAGCUUUGCUGCUGGGACUGGUGAUUGCUACUACAGUGGCAGAAGGCCUUGUGGUUGAGAACCAAACCAGAAUAUGCCAACCAGCCCCACUCUGGAAGAUAAAUGGCACAGACCCAAUGGCUGGGAUGGAAGGCCAGGUGACAGUGGUGGCCCUUUUGAAGGCUAGCUGACAGUUCUGUCUCAAGCAAGCAGCCAGCCUUGGCAGCUUGCGAGAGAAAUUGUCUGGUGCUGGCGUGGCCAAUGUCAGUUUCAUGAUUGUGAAUGAAAAGACCCCUUCCUCCAGGGCAAUGUAUUGGGAGCUCAAACGGCACGCUCCCGAAGGCAUCCCAGUUUACCAGCAACAAAUCCUGGAACCCGAUGUCUGGCAAAUUCUAAAGGGCUACAAGGAUGAUUUUCUGAUAUAUGACAGGUGCAGGAAGCUAACUUUCCAUAUCCAGUUGCCAUACAGUUUUCUGCACUUACCAUAUGUCGAGGCUGCUGUGCGCUACACACACCACAAAGACUACUGUGGCAAUUGUUCCUGGUAUUAUCUGGACAGCAGCCAGGAGGUGAAUAAUACAGCAGGAACUCCCACGAUGACGACUUUGGCUCCCAGAGUAUUGAAAGGCCAGCCUGAAAAGAAGACCAAGAGGCACUUCAGACACAUAGUCCAGAACCAUUCCCAUCAUGGGGGAAUUACCACAGCCCAGCCUACCCUUCAUUCUCAAAAACAUUCAGAGAACCACCAAACAAGGGAAUCUCACUAAAUGUCUACAGUAUGGAAAUAAAUUCUCAACUGUUAGGAACCCCAAAAUCUUACACCAAAAAACUAAGCAAGCACUAUAAGAAAUAGUUAAGGAGUAAACUUACACAUCUCAGAAAGGAAUGGUUCCAUGUUUAGGCAGAGUAAGAGAACAGAAUAUGCCAAAUAUUCUUAGAGGGGCAGACAUCAUAUUAAACGAUAAUACAGUAUGUUUUGUUUCAUUGUGACUUAGCAUGUUGUAUAUGCCAGCGAUGAACUUGGACUUGAGUGGUGUAGUGUAAUGUAAGGGCUGAGCCCAUAGGUUGAAAGGCUAGAGGUUUCAGACCUUGUCUCUCAGAAGACCACUUCUUGGGAGUGCAGGUCGGUAUUUCUCACUGCUACCACUUAUCUUCUAGGGCGGUGUUUCUCAACCUCAGCAACUUUAAGAUGUGUGGACUUCAGCUCCCAGAAUUUCCCAACCAGCACUGGCUGAGGAAUUCUGGGAGUUUGAAGUCCAAGUAUUUUAAAGUUGUUGAGGUUGAAAAACCCUGUUUUAGGGAAUGUCUCAUCUCCUGACUUCCCACCUAGCCACAGUGUGUGUGAGAGAGAAUCCUCCCUUGCAUGCUUUCUAGCAAAUGAAAGGAAAGAUAAAAUGAUGUAAAGGAAACACAUUUGAUAGCACCGCCUCCUGGCCCUAUGCUUUUGACAAGUCACUAGGAAAACCAGCGCCUCUUCCCCUUUCUUUUGGUGAGGAAGUAGAUCAGCCACACAAAGUAUAAAUAGAAUCUUUUUUUAAAGGAAAAUGUAAAAAUUUCCUUUUUAACCUUAAAUAGGCACAUGCAAAACAUGCAGUGGUAGAGGAGAUAAAAAUAUAGAGCUGCUAAAAUUGCAGAGUCUCAAAAGGAAAUUCUAAGAAAAAUAUAUAGGAAAAUAUAAAGUUCUGACUGACCACAAGAUGAUAAACAUGUUACUAGUAUAGAAGCAGAUUUGAUGUAAAGGGAUGCUAAUUUGCAUGAAACAAAAUUUUACACAAUAUUCCUAGCUCAAGUUCUUACCUAAUUCUUUAGGAUAUCUUGAAUCCUGAAGCUAAAGUCCCCUUUCUUGCUUUCAUGGAUGUUUCCAACUCCUUGUAGAAUUGUUCUCUCCCUGCAACUCUUAGCAGUGCUCCCUUGUUAACCAAAAGGACCCAAGUCAUAUCCUAGCAAAGAAGAACAUUGUAGGAGGAGACCCAUGCUAGUCUAGAGUGGCAAAGAAUCAGAAAGAUGGCAUCUAAUGAGAUGAGCUGCAGCUCCUGAAAGCUGAUGACUUUUAAUACAUUUUGUUAGAAAAGGUGCCACCGGACUCCUUCUGAUUUUUUUUUUUUUUUUUUUAGCUAAAGAAGGAGGGCUUGAGGAAAUUUGAUGAUUCUCGGGUCCAUGCCUGAGAGAAGAUGCUACUUUGAAUUUCUGUGUUGGUAGCUUGCCUCUGGCCUGAGGGGCUAUUCGGCCGACUGCAAGAGUGAACGUAGGGGGUUAGUGCUUACCUGCCCAUGUUUUUUAGAGCCAUCAGAUGCCUCUCUUAGCAAUUGCCUAUUUCCAGAUGCACUUAGUCUUCUGCUGCUGGGAAGUCAGUUUUGAUCCCCUGCCUUUACAUUUCCUGCUUUUCUGCACUCAAUGAAGCAUGUAGUGUAACCUCAAUAUUGCAGUCACUGCAGUCUGAAACUGUUCAGAAAAGUAGUUAACCAAAAUGGAAAGAUGGGAUGUGGAUCAGAACCACGAUUUGAGGAAGGGUGACAGACUAAGUGAGGGGAAUGGAAAUAGAGGGAGCUGAUUGGGUCUGGCGCCCUUAAUUUAGCACACUGAUAUCCAUGGACCUGAACGGCUAAUUUGAGGAUUGUGGUUUUUGCGGUACUUCUGGAAGGAAAAGGUUUGCUAGAAUGGAGAGAAUAAAAUGGAAUUAACUGGGUUUACAGAAAUGUUACUUGCUUCUAUGUAUAUCUCACUGUAUGUAAUCAGACACGAUUUGGGGGUGAAGCUUCAAUAAGUGGCAGCACAUUAUGAGAUGAGCUGCUGGAGAAAGUUUAUUCUUGACAUAAUAUUGGCAAAAGUAAUUAAAAUGAAUACAUCAUGUACUGAGUACAGAUAAUACUGUAUUCUGAUGGAAAUAAACCAUUUGAAAUUGCA
This is a messenger RNA of Python bivittatus (Burmese python), 3016 nucleotides long. RefSeq names its product selenoprotein Pb-like. Gene Ontology annotation, cellular component: extracellular region. The record is from RefSeq and is a predicted model, not a curated record. Lineage: Eukaryota; Metazoa; Chordata; Lepidosauria; Squamata; Pythonidae. Gene Ontology annotation, biological process: selenium compound metabolic process. Gene Ontology annotation, molecular function: selenium binding.